ACCGUAUAAUUGACAGUCUACAGAGUGGUUUCUGGUUAAAGUCUAUCAAAACGUUGGGUUUGAUCUACUGUGCUUUAUUCUAAGACAUUCUGAAAUGUUGACCUUUUUCUAUACAGGGAUGUGGACCUUGGCCAAAGUAACCACCGUUCUCCUCCUGUCUGGGAUACCUUUACAAAGUCACGCCGUGCCCCAGAUACGCUACUCUCAUGCAGGCAUUUGCCCGAACGAUAUGAAUCCAAACCUUUGGGUGGACGCACAGAGCACCUGUAAGAGGGAAUGUGAAUCUGACCAGGAAUGUGAAAGCUAUGAAAAGUGUUGCCCCAAUGUUUGUGGAACGAGGAGCUGUGUGGCUGCAAGAUACAUGGAUAUUAAAGGAAAAAAAGGUCCUGUUGGCAUGCCAAAGGAGGCUACGUGUGACUACUACAUGUGUACCCAGCAGGGUUCUGAAUGUGAGAUUUGGGACGGGAAUCCCAUCUGUAAAUGCAAAGACCGAUGUGAGAAGGAGCCCAGUUUUACGUGUGCUUCAGAUGGACUUACCUAUUACAACAAAUGUUUUAUGUAUGCUGAGGCUUGCACUAAAGGUAUUUCAUUAGCUGUUGUCACAUGUAAAUAUCAUCUCAGUUGGCCCAACACCAGUCCCAUUCCUUCUGAGACCACCCCAAACCCAACAAUUUCAUAUUUGGAAGCUGUAAUCACAAAUAUCAUUCCUCCAACAAUCGUAAGCAACCCCACUCAUAAAACUGUUCAUGUGGGCGACACGGUGAGCUUUCACUGCGAUGUAACUGGCAAACCUAAACCAGACAUAGCAUGGGAAAAACAGGCUGAAGGCAAGGAAACACUGAUUAUGAAACCAAACCAUGUCAUAGCCAACAUUGUGAUCACCAACAUCGGCCAACUUGUUAUCUACAAUACUCAACUUCAGGAUGCAGGGACAUACACCUGCACAGCCACAAACGUGGGUGGUCUUAUCAAGAUCAACUUUCCCUUGACUGUGAAGGAACAACAUAGUAAAGAAAAGGGUCACAGCAAAACCUUCUACCCAACCGAUGAGUGUCUUAAACCACCGGACAGCAAGGAUUGCGGAGAAGAACAAUCAAGAUGGUAUUUUGAUGCAAAGAAAAAUAACUGCUUUAUAUUCAUCUACGGUAAUUGCAAUAGCAACUUAAACCACUUUGAAACCUACGAGGCGUGCAUGUUAACAUGUAUGAACGGCCCAGUCAGCAUCUGUAGCUUACCAGCUUUGCAAGGACCAUGUAAAGCAUAUGAACCCAGGUGGGCUUAUAACAAACUCAUUAACCAGUGCCAAUCUUUCAUUUAUGGAGGAUGCGGUGGGAAUGAAAACAAUUUUGAAAGCAAAGAUGUUUGCGAGGACAUGUGCCCCUUUCCAAAGAACCAUAAGUGCAAAGUAUGCAAGACUCGCCAGAAGCUGGUGACUAGUUUCUGUAAAAGCCACUUUGUGAUCUUGGGGCGAGUAACAGAGUUGACAGAAGAUCAGGACUCAGGACAAGCUUUGGUCUCUAUUGAGGAAAUUCUGAAAGAUGAAAAAAUGGGACUUAAGUUUCUAGGAAAGCAACCACUGGAGCUCACCUUACUCAAUAUGGACUGGAGCUGUCCUUGUCCCAACAUCACGUCAAUUAACAGUCAACUCAUCAUUAUGGGCGAUGUUCACAAUGGCAUGGCUGUGUUGCAACCUCAUAGCUACAUUGGGGCAAGCAGUGCCCGACGUAUCAGAAAGCUACGUGAAGUCAUUCACAAUAAGACAUGUGAUCUUCUCAAAGAGAUUUUAGGGCAACCAUAGCAUUUUGCAUUAACAAAUCAUCAUACGCAAAAUACUAAAAUUAAAUUAAACAGUACUUGUAGAGUAUACAUUUAACUGCUAAUACAUACAUAUACCUAUGACACAGAGGAACGUUUUUUGUAUUUUUUUUUUUUACUUCUGCACUGGUCAAGAGCCAUACAUUUUUGCCCGCUGUCCAUCCGAGAGAAGUGGAGAGGAAUGACAGAGGCAACAGAACAUUCAAGUAACCAAAAGAUCAUCAGCUCCUGGGGCAAGUUUAAAAAAGUACAACAAAGCUUUAAAUUUGUAUCUGAUUUCACAGUCUACUUCAAAGUGCGCCCUAUCAUUUCAUAGGGUAGCAUGCAACUAGACUUGUGCACAAAUGCUCUUCACCUACGAUGAACUAAUCAAAAUUCUGUUAACCUCCACCUGAAAUGAUUGAUUUUUCACGUAAAUCCCGUAAAGAUCGAUUAUUUUGGGCAUAGAUUAACAGGAAUUUGAUUAAUUCAUCACAGGUGAAAUUGAUUUGUGCACAAUUCAACAUGCAAAAUGUAAUUAUUCUGCACAUGUUUAUUAACAUGACCGUAAAAAUUAUUUGCCAAUACCAUUCACGAGUCUGCUGAAACAGAAAUGCAAAGUGUGGAAACUAUGCAGAUAUUGUUUUACAGAUUACAACUAUCAAAAAUUUCACAAACGUUUGAUUGUUAAUACUAACUAUGCUAUCUGGUCAUAGUCAGAUGGCUAUAACUCUGGAGCACUUAUUUGUAUAUUUUUAUAUCUCAUCGUAGCAUCUGGGCCUCACUGUGUAAAAAUAGGCAAAUGCGGAGGUCAAAAUAGUUUACAUAACAUAAGCUUGAUAAUUAAUUAAAACACAACCAGUUUACCUACAAACAAUCUAAACAUCUUAAAAUCACAGUGUAGUUUGCCAUAUUGUAGCCCCUCGUCAGUCUCUAAACCACAACGUCUGUAAUAAUUAGCUCCUAGUAGUUAUAGAUCUGUUUGGAUUACAAAUCAGAAGUCCAAUAGUGGAAUUUUGCGUUUUUUGGUUGUUGUUUUUUUUACAAUCUGAUUCCUGCAAGUAAACAGUUUUUUCUUUGAGAAUUGAUCCACACAUCCAAUCAGUUGCUGCAUGAUUGUGGUUCUCGUAUAUUUCAAUGGAUAUGUUUCUUACCUGUAAUCAACUAUUUUUCUGCCAGUAUUACUUUGUUACAGUUUGUCAUCCAGGAAUCCAAUUUAAUUA
Messenger RNA from Pelobates fuscus (common spadefoot toad), 3017 nucleotides. RefSeq names its product WAP, follistatin/kazal, immunoglobulin, kunitz and netrin domain containing 2 (gene WFIKKN2). Gene Ontology annotation, biological process: transforming growth factor beta receptor signaling pathway. The transcript is spliced from 2 exons. Gene Ontology annotation, cellular component: extracellular region. Gene Ontology annotation, molecular function: serine-type endopeptidase inhibitor activity; receptor antagonist activity; transforming growth factor beta binding. The record is from RefSeq and is a predicted model, not a curated record. NCBI's taxonomy places the organism in Eukaryota, Metazoa, Chordata, Amphibia, Anura, Pelobatidae. Bases 95 to 1798 code for a protein of 567 amino acids.